Uloborus diversus is the source of this 3481-nucleotide messenger RNA. RefSeq names its product attractin-like protein 1 (gene dsd). Bases 116 to 3481 code for a protein of 1121 amino acids. Gene Ontology annotation, molecular function: protein binding. Gene Ontology annotation, cellular component: Golgi apparatus. The record is from RefSeq and is a predicted model, not a curated record. The transcript is spliced from 24 exons. NCBI's taxonomy places the organism in Eukaryota, Metazoa, Arthropoda, Arachnida, Araneae, Uloboridae.
UUGCAUUUGCGAACAAGGGUGGCAAGGAAGUGGAUGUCACCGUUGUGGUGGACGAGCAAAGUUAACGAAAUCAUCAGGUUUUAUCAUAGAUGGCACAGGUAACUAUAGUGUUGAUAUGCAAUGCACAUGGCUUAUUGAAAGCGGUACACCAAACAGUACUAUUAGAUUGGAGGUAGCACAUUUUGAAACUGAAUGCAGCUGGGAUCAUUUGUAUAUAUUUGAUGGAGAUUCUGUAUUUUCAAAACUUUUAGCGGCAUAUAGUGGGGUUUUAGUGAGAUAUGGAGCUCCUUCUGACAAGUUAUCAGAAAUUGUUGCUACAUCUGGUAGUGCUUAUAUUUAUUUUUACAGUGAUGCUGCAUACAAUAUGAGUGGAGUCAACAUUACGUACAGCAUUAACAGCUGUCCAAGAAACUGUUCCGGGCAUGGUAUAUGUGUUGAUGGUAUUUGUACAUGCUGGGCAAGUUGGACUGGUGAAGCUUGUGAUGUUCCAAUAUGCCCUCCAAAGUGUGAAGAAUUUGGAAAAUGUGAUACAGAGAACCAUAAGUGUAUUUGUAUGCCAGGAUAUACGGGAUUUGACUGCAGCUUUCCUAUUGAUGAAGGAUGGUGGGCUGAAGAGUCAGUCAAAACUAAAAUCCAAGGACGGGCCUUACAUGAAGCAGUGGUGGUUGGUGAUGACAUGUGGAUUAUUGGAGGAGAGAAUUUUUAUCAUUCUGUCUUCCAAAAUAUGAUAAAAUAUAAUUUUAUAAAGAAAACAUGGAAAGUUAUAUCUAGCGAAUCGUCUUUUGAACCUCUUGCAAGAUACUGCCAUUCUGUUGUAGCUUAUGAGGGAAACUUAUAUAUGUAUGGAGGAAUGUUAUACAAUGGAACUGUUUUGAAUGAGUUGUGUGUUUAUAAUACUUCUAAGCGCACUUGGCACUUGCUUUCAAAAAUGACGAUGGAUCAAAACUGCCACUCUGAACCUUGUAGUCCUUUAGCAGCUAUAGGACACACAGCAACUGUUGUAGGAAAAUAUAUGAUCGUAAUUUUUGGACAUAACCCUGUGUAUGGUUAUCUUAAUACAGUACAGCAUUACAAUUUUGCUUUAGAUCAAUGGGAACUGGUAACUACUCGAGGUGCUAUAGUUAAAGGUGGCUAUGGGCAUACUAGUGUUUAUGAUCAUCAAACACAGAGAAUUUAUGUUUAUGGAGGUUAUCAUUCUCAUGGGGCCGAAGCAGCACUUGUGGAUUACCUGUAUGCAUACAACUCUUGGGAAUAUACUUGGGUUCUUCUAACACCUAGCCAGUCACAUCGCUAUUUGCAUAGCAGUGUAAUUUUAAAUGGAAUGAUGUUAGUAUUUGGAGGGAAUACUCACAAUGGUACAUCAUAUAGCAAUGGAGGACAGUGUUUUUCAGCUGAUUUUCAAGCUUAUGAUAUAGCAUGUGAUACUUGGCAUAGAAUGAAUUUUCCAUCAAUACAUAACCAAAAUAUUGCAAGGUUUGGUCAUUCAGCUGUUGUCUAUAAUGGAUCUAUGUAUGUUUUUGGAGGAUUCAAUGGGCAGAUGUUAAGUGAUAUACAGAAAUUGACACCAGGUUCAUGUGAAAAAAAUGACAACAGUGGUGCUUGUGAAAAAGCUGCUCCUGGAAUUAAAUGUGUUUGGAAUUUUGAAAAGAAAAUCUGUCAACCAUUUUCAGUUACAACAAAAGUAGCUUCAUAUCAUACAUGCUCUAGGAGAGGGGCAAAUGUUACAUCUUUAUGUGGUCGACUGACUUCAUGUCCUAGCUGUUUAGAAAAUACCUAUGGAUGUGUUUGGUGUGGUUCUUCCUGCUCGCAUGGUCGUUGCGGAAAAAAUAUUAAGGAAACAAAUAUAAUUGAAAAAUGUGAAGUUGCUGAAAGUAGUAAUUGUGAUAAAUUACAUAAUUGUCAUGCAUGCCAUACUGAGUAUCAUUGUGGGUGGCAAACAGAUGAAAAAUGCUAUACAUUUGUUCGUGAAUCCAGUAAUGGUACAGAAAAAGCUAUUCUUACUGAUGAUUACAGAGUUAAAUGUGAAAUUCCUUGUAGUAGCAGACAUACUUGUGAAAACUGUACUCAAGGUCCAUGCAUGUGGUGUAGCAGUCAGCAAAUGUGCAUAGAAUCCAAUGCUUAUGCUGCAGUUUUCCCUGUUGCCCAGUGUAUGGAAUGGACCACUCAAUUGCCCAAAUGUAGAGGUCUAAAUUGCAGAGACAUUCAAACAUGUGACCAAUGUCAAAAAAAUCCUCGCUGUGGUUGGUGUGAUGAUGGUAGUGGAACAGGCUUGGGAAUCUGUUUAGAAGGCUCUGCUGCAGGGCCUGUACAUGUUGGAUCAACACAUCCUUCAAAUAAUUCCAUGUGUCCUGCCGGUCAAUGGUACUUCACUUCAUGCCCAGCAUGUCAGUGCAAUGGGCAUAGUACUUGUCUCAAUGGAACGGAUAAAUGUGUCAUGCCUUGUCAACAUUUAACAGAAGGUACUCAUUGUCAGCAGUGUAUGGCAGGCUAUCAUGGAGAUCCUGUUAAUGGAGGCAAUUGUACUCCAUGCUUUUGCAAUAACCAUGGGGAUUUGUGCCAUAGGGAGACAGGAAGGUGCUAUUGUACUACAAAAGGCAUCAAUGGGCCACAUUGUAAUAGAUGUGAUGAAUCAAACCAUUAUGUUGGGAACCCAGAAGAAGAAAACGGAUCAUGUUUUUAUAACUUAUCCAUUGAUUUUCAAUAUACUUUCAACAUGUCAAAACCAGAAGAUCGUCACUUUACCAAUAUCAACUUCAUGAAUAUCCCAGUCAAACCUGAUGUUGAUGUUGAUUUCUCAAUAUCUUGCUCUGAAUCUGCAUUAGUAAAUAUUUCUGUUGCAUCAUCACCAGAAAAAUUUCUUGAUGAAAACCAUAAAUGUGGUACAUUCAAACUUCGUUUCUCUCAUGAUGACCACAUAUUUGGAUCUGAUAAUUCGACCUUUUAUGUGUAUGUUUUCAAUUUCAACACUCCAUUUGUACUGCAAAUAUCAUUUUCUCAGCACAGACAACUAGAUUUACUACAAUUUUUCAUCACAUUUUCUAGUUGCUUCCUUUCCCUUUUAAUUAUGGCUGCAGUUAUGUGGAAAAUAAAACAAAAAUAUGAUUUAUAUAGAAGAAGACAGAGAUUAUUUGUUGAAAUGGAGCAAAUGGCUAGUAGACCCUUUGCUGGGGUUGCUGUUGAACUUGAUACUCAACUUCUUCUCAUAUCAGGCCAUACUGGAAAUGAUGAUCAUAGGAAAAAGUGCCAUCCAACUCCUAUUGCACUUGAACCAUGUUCUGGUGGGAAAGCAGCAGUGCUUUCACUAAUUGUCAGGUUACCACCUGGAGAUGGAGAAUAUACUCCUGCUGGUCAGUCAGGUCUUGGUAUAGGAAGUGCUCUUGUAUCAUUAGGAACUUUAUGCAAGGGAAAUACAGAUGUGAUUAAAGAGACUAGCAAACUUGAUUCAUGGAAAACUAGCUCUAACUCUAGUACAUGUAUAUGA